Molecule: messenger RNA, 1068 nt
Organism: Salvelinus namaycush (lake trout)
Lineage: Eukaryota; Metazoa; Chordata; Actinopteri; Salmoniformes; Salmonidae
Product: guanine nucleotide-binding protein G(i) subunit alpha-2-like
Exons: 8
Coding region: 1-1068 (355 amino acids)
Biological process (GO): gamma-aminobutyric acid signaling pathway; adenylate cyclase-modulating G protein-coupled receptor signaling pathway
Cellular component (GO): heterotrimeric G-protein complex
Molecular function (GO): G protein-coupled receptor binding; G-protein beta/gamma-subunit complex binding; GTPase activity
Source: RefSeq, a predicted model, not a curated record
AUGGGCUGUACAUUAAGUGCCGAAGAUAAAGCUGCAGUGGAGAGAUCAAAGAUGAUUGAUAAAAAUCUCCGCGAGGAUGGAGAGAAGGCAGCAAGGGAGGUAAAACUGCUCUUACUAGGUGCAGGGGAGUCGGGGAAGAGCACCAUUGUCAAGCAGAUGAAGAUCAUCCAUGAGGAUGGCUACUCAGAAGAUGAGUGUAAGCAGUACAUAGCUGUGGUCUACAGCAACACCAUCCAGUCCAUCAUGGCUAUCAUCAAGGCCAUGGGCAAUCUCAAGAUUGACUACACAGAAGCCGCCAGAGAGGAUGACGCCCGCCAGCUCUUUGCCCUGUCGGCUGCUGCUGAGGAGCAGGGCAUCCUGCCCGAUGACCUGUCCAAAGUGAUCCGUCGCCUGUGGUCCGACAGCGGGGUGCAGAGCUGCUUCACACGCUCCAGAGAAUACCAGCUCAAUGACUCAGCCGCAUACUACCUGAAUGAAAUGGAGAGGAUAGCCAAAUCAGACUACAUCCCCACACAGCAGGACGUGCUGCGGACCAGAGUCAAGACCACUGGCAUCGUGGAGACACACUUCACCUUCAAAGACUUGCACUUCAAGAUGUUUGACGUGGGCGGCCAGCGCUCAGAGAGGAAGAAGUGGAUCCAUUGUUUUGAAGGAGUCACAUCCAUUAUCUUCUGUGUUGCGCUGAGUGCUUAUGACCUGGUGCUGGCUGAGGAUGAGGAGAUGAACCGGAUGCAUGAGAGCAUGAAGCUGUUUGACUCCAUCUGCAACAACAAGUGGUUCACAGAGACCUCCAUCAUCCUCUUCCUCAACAAGAAGGAUCUGUUUGAGGAGAAGAUUACAGGCAGCCCCCUGGCUAUCUGCUACCCCGAGUACACAGGAGCCAACAAAUACGACGAGGCAGCGAGUUACAUCCAGACUAAGUUUGAGGACCUGAACAAGAAGAAGGACACGAAGGAGAUCUACACCCACUUCACCUGUGCCACCGACACCAAGAACGUCCAGUUUGUCUUUGACGCUGUCACCGACGUCAUCAUUAAGAACAACCUGAAGGACUGUGGUCUCUUCUAA